Molecule: messenger RNA, 917 nt
Organism: Petromyzon marinus (sea lamprey)
Lineage: Eukaryota; Metazoa; Chordata; Hyperoartia; Petromyzontiformes; Petromyzontidae
Source: RefSeq, a predicted model, not a curated record
AACGAGACCAAGCCACCACCGAACUCCGUUCAUCCACCACCACCGCCACCACCACCGCCACCACCACCACCACCGCCACCACCGCCACCACCGCACCGGCGACGACCACGGACCCCGACAAUCGGCAGGGAGGUGUCGGGCCUGCGGUGAUGGAGGACCGCGACGAAGGCCUCUCCAGCUCGGAGCUGAUGGACCGCCUCUGCAAGUUCAUCUACGCCAAGGAUCGAAGCGAUCGCAUCCGGACCUGCGCCAUCCUGUGCCACAUCUACCACCACGCGCUGCACGACCGCUGGUUCCAGGCACGAGACCUCAUGCUCAUGAGCCACCUGCAGGACAACAUCCAGCAUGCAGACCCACCCGUGCAGAUCCUGUAUAACCGUACGAUGGUGCAGUUGGGCAUAUGCGCCUUCCGCCAGGGAAUGAUCAAGGAUGCUCACAAUGCACUGCUGGACAUCCAGUCCAGCGGGCGCGCCAAGGAGCUGCUGGGACAGGGCCUGCUACUUCGCAACAUGGCCGAGCGUAACCAGGAACAGGAGAAGGUGGAGAAGCGCCGUCAGAUGCCCUUCCACAUGCACGUCAACCUUGAGCUGCUUGAGUGCGUCUACCUCGUGGCCGCCAUGCUGCUCGAAGUGCCGUACAUGGCCGCGCACGAGUUUGACGCCCGCCGGCGAAUGAUCAGCAAGCAGUUCCACCACCAGCUGCGCGUGAGCGAGCGUCAGCCGCUGCUGGGCCCCCCCGAGAGCAUGAGGGAGCACGUGGUGGCGGCUUCGAAGGCCAUGAAGAUGGGCGACUGGAAGGCGUGCCGUGCCUACAUCCUCAACGACAAGAUGAACGCCAAGGUGUGGGAUCUCUUCCCCAAGGUGGAGAAGGUGCGCUGCAUGCUCGUCCGGAAAAUCCAGGAGGAGUCUCUGCGGACU